AUGGUCCUUGAACAACCUGAAUCUCCGAUACGUUCAUGUACAUUAGCCAUGUUAAUUGAACCCAUUGAAUUAUAUGUACGUGAUUUUCAUGAUUUACUUAUAUUAAAAUUAAAUGAUAAAAGUAAUUCUGACAUAUCAAGAAAGUUAGUGCAAAUCUUAUUACCAUUAGAUAAUGAUGAUACACAAAAAUUCAAAGAGACAUAUAAAAAUUUAUUUGAAAAUUCUAUUGAAACAGAUAUCGAAGUUGUUCAAGGUGAAAAAACUAUUAUGUCAAAAUUGCUUAUUCAAUUACUUGAAGGACAACGUAAUGAAGAACCUAAUCAUUCACUAUCAGCAACAAAACUGAUUGCUAAAAAAUUAUCUGAAGCUGUUGAAGGAGGUAAACCUGUUAUUGAUUAUGAUAUAUUUAUAAAAAUUUUUACACAUGAUGCUUUUGCACAAUUAUCAUCUAUAUUUGAUAUGUAUGAGGAUCAAUACGGAUGUCCAAUACAAGUAGCAAUAGAACAUCAAUGUCAAAGUAAAAUUGAAGCUGAAUGUUUUCAAGACAUAGUUGAAUAUACACGAUCACCAUCUGGCUAUCAUGCUAAAAUACUUCGACAAGCGCUAGAUAAAGAACCAAUUGAUUAUACAACAUUAAUAAGAACUAUUAUUGGUCAUGAAUCCAAAGAUUUAUGUGAAGUUAAAUUAGAAUAUUCAAAAAUGUAUGAUGAAACGCUUCAUCAAACAAUAGAACAUCGUAUUGAUACUGCAGAAAUAAAAAAAAUAUUUGUUGUAAUAAUUGCAACUGGAGACGAUUUAACACCAAGGAAUGGUGAAGAAGAUUGUUCUGGUGAUAAAGAUAGUAGUAGUUCAACUGGUGCACCACUAAAUGCAAUAACAUCGAAGGUCAUGGAAAAGAAAAGCAAGCAUUCACUUGAUGUUUUGGAGAAAUUUGCUCAAAUACUUAAAAUGCGAACUUCAAAUUAA
This is a messenger RNA of Rotaria sp. Silwood1, 966 nucleotides long. The record is from the annotation of a GenBank genome assembly. NCBI's taxonomy places the organism in Eukaryota, Metazoa, Rotifera, Eurotatoria, Philodinida, Philodinidae.